UGAUAUCGUAUGGGAUGAGUCAUUUCAUGUGUCUUUUGCAGAACAUGCCCAAUGUGAGGGACCAUGAUGCAUCAGUGUAUCUACGUCUCCAAGGCGACGCCCUCUCCGUGGGCGGUUACGAACACAACCCCAUCUUCUGGGACCAGGUUUCUGAUAAAUUUGCCUUCAGCCUGUUCGACUUGGACUGGGACGUUUUCACGCAACACAUCGAAGGCGCCAUCAACAGAGUUCCGGCUCUAGAGCAGACCGGGAUCAAAUCCACGGUCUGUGGACCAGAAUCCUUCACAGCGGACCACAAGCCGCUGAUGGGAGAGACUCCUGAGGUCCGAGGGUUCUUCUUGGGAUGUGGCUUCAACAGUGCUGGUAUGAUGCUGGGCGGGGGUUGCGGUCGAGAACUGGCUCACUGGAUCAUCCAUGGACGUCCUGAGAAGGACAUGUAUGGAUACGACAUCAGGCGCUUCCACAACUCUCUGACAGACAACCAGCGUUGGAUCCGAGAGCGAAGCCAUGAGUCCUACGCCAAGAACUACUCUGUGGUUUUCCCCUUUGAUGAACCGCUGGCCAGCAGGAACAUGAGAAAAGAUCCUUUUCACCAGGUGCUGAUGGAGCAGGGCUGCGUCUUCCAGGAGAGACACGGCUGGGAGAGACCUGGCUGGUUCACCAGGGAUGGACCUGCUCAGGUGAAGGACUACGACUAUUACGGUGCGUACGAGGUCAAGAAGAACGAGGAGUACAAGUACAAGGAUCUGCUGGGCAAAGAGUACACCUUUGACUUCCCUCCUCAUCAUGACCUUAUUAAGAGUGAGUGCCUGUCGUGCAGACACGCUGUGGCCGUCUUCGACAUGUCCUACUUUGGAAAGUUCUAUCUCACCGGCCCAGACGCCAAGAAGGCGUCCGACUGGCUCUUUACUGCCGACGUCAACAAGAAGCCUGGCUCCACGGUGUACACCUGCAUGCUGAAUAAAGGUGGAGGCACAGAAGCUGACCUGACCGUCAGCAGACUGGAGGCAGGAGAUGCCAACCUUCCACUGGCACCCGAGUCUACUGGUGACGCCUACUACCUGGCCAUCGGAGGGGGCGUGGCGGAACACAACUGGAACCACAUCCAAGGUGUUCUCCAGGACCAGGGCUUCCGCUGCCAGCUGACAGACCACUCAGAGAACAUGGGCAUGCUCAGUAUCCAGGGGCCCAAGAGACUGCGAUGUCAAUGGUCAGAUCAAAAGCUUCCUCCAAAGUCUCGAUACUGCAAGAACUUAAUCGCCAUGAGCAUGAAACCGCAAAGGGUCCGCCGGGGCCCCCAGGUCCACCUGGUCCAAAGGUAA
Nerophis ophidion (straightnose pipefish) is the source of this 1322-nucleotide messenger RNA. Its product is annotated as sarcosine dehydrogenase, mitochondrial-like. Lineage: Eukaryota; Metazoa; Chordata; Actinopteri; Syngnathiformes; Syngnathidae. Bases 15 to 1322 code for a protein of 435 amino acids. The transcript has 12 exons. Gene Ontology annotation, molecular function: oxidoreductase activity; protein binding. Gene Ontology annotation, cellular component: mitochondrion. The record is from RefSeq and is a predicted model, not a curated record.